Gamsiella multidivaricata is the source of this 356-nucleotide messenger RNA. RefSeq lists its product as uncharacterized. The record is from RefSeq and is a predicted model, not a curated record. Gene Ontology annotation, biological process: small GTPase-mediated signal transduction. Gene Ontology annotation, molecular function: guanyl-nucleotide exchange factor activity. Lineage: Eukaryota; Fungi; Mortierellomycota; Mortierellomycetes; Mortierellales; Mortierellaceae. The transcript has a single exon. Bases 21 to 248 code for a protein of 75 amino acids.
AGCAGCAGCAGCAGCCAUGGAUGGUGAACAUGCACAAGCACCGGACGAUCGCGACGAUCAUCAAGCGGAUCCUGACGUUCCGGGCGAUGGCGAAUCGGUACCCGUUUGUGAAGGAUGCGGAGGUGUGGGAACAGCUGAUGGCGAUCGAGGCCGUGGACCAGGCAGAGAUGGAGCGGUUGAGUGAGAUCUGUGAGGAGAAGGCGUUGGCCUCUUCGUCUGCGUUGGCGUCCCCGGUCUUUGCAAAGUGAGCCAGCCCAGAAAUAUGAAUUUGUAUAGUCUAGUAGACUAUCGUAGACUAUAGUAGACUGUAGUAGUCUACAUUGUAGAUAAAUAUGUGUGUGUAGUCGAGUCCCAUC